This is a messenger RNA of Paramisgurnus dabryanus, 1449 nucleotides long. It is a transcript of the gene hprt1l, whose product is annotated as hypoxanthine phosphoribosyltransferase 1, like. The record is from RefSeq and is a predicted model, not a curated record. Gene Ontology annotation, cellular component: cytosol. Gene Ontology annotation, biological process: GMP salvage; hypoxanthine metabolic process; IMP salvage. NCBI's taxonomy places the organism in Eukaryota, Metazoa, Chordata, Actinopteri, Cypriniformes, Cobitidae. Gene Ontology annotation, molecular function: magnesium ion binding; hypoxanthine phosphoribosyltransferase activity.
UGACAUCACCAUCGCGUUAUCAGCGCAACGAACGUGGCACUUCAAGAAGCGCGCGGCAGUAGUUUACCUGUUUAUUUGCGGGUGCAGUUCAUGCACUAUCCCAUUCCCGCUGGACUAGAAACGCACUCUCUUGUUUCCGUUGGUAAAUCAGAUCAAAAGGAUUGUGACGUCAGGAUGUAUGACGCGUUGCGUUGACUUCAUGCAAAGCAGCAACACCGGGCGCUGUGGACGACGAUCGCGACGGACCUACAUUAUCUGCUCUUCUCAAACAGCAUGAGACCAGGCUGAAUGAAGGACAAACAUCUCGGCAUGGCCUCGUAUCUGGAGAUAGCUGAUGACAGCAAGGGACAUGAACUGGAUCUUUUCUGUGUCCCCAAACAUUACGAGGAGGAUUUGGACAGUGUUAUAAUACCCAAUGGCCUUAUUAAGGACAGGACUGAAAGGUUGGCUAGAGAUAUUGUUCGGGACAUGGGCGGACAUCACAUCGUGGCUCUGUGUGUUUUGAAAGGAGGGUAUAAGUUCUUUGCGGACUUGAUGGAUUACAUCAAGGCAUUAAAUCAAAACAUUGAUAAGUCUGUGCAAUUGACCGUGGAUUUCAUUAGACUUAAGAGCUACUCAAAUGAUCAGUCAACCAACUGUGUGAAAGUUAUUGGCGGAGAUGAAUUAUCAGCUCUUACUGGCAAAAAUGUGCUUAUAGUUGAGGACAUUAUAGAGACAGGGAAAACUAUGGAAACCCUGCUUAAACUAUUAACUGGAUUUCAUCCUAAAAUGGUGAAAGUUGCCAGUUUACUUGUGAAAAGGACACCCAGGAGCUCAGGAUACAGACCUGACUAUAUUGGCUUUGAAGUUCCUGAUAAGUUCCUGGUGGGAUAUGCAUUAGACUACAAUGAAUACUUCAGAGAUCUGAGUCAUAUCUGUAUAUUAAGUGACAGAGCAAAAGAGAAGUAUAAAGUAUGAUACAAGACCCAAGUGCUGGAUGCAUGAAGACAGAUCACUGUGAACCUUCUGUGUUUGCUUUUUUGGUUGUAAAUUUAAUUUAUUUUUUUACUUGUGAUCAGGAAUGAAGAGUGAACUUGUGCAACACAGAUUUUCACAGAUGCUGGGCAGAGAUUCCUUGCAUUUUCUUCAUGGUUUAAAUUAAGGCCUUUGAUUGUAUUGAUUUUAUGUUUAAUUUAAAUCCGUUUGGCAAAUCCAAAGAGUUUAGGUUUAGAGAUUAAGUUAAUUGUUAUCUGCUUAAUAUUAUGUAUUUAUUUACCCCAGUGACACAUAAAUGCAUUACAGCAUUUAAUGCAUAUGCAGUUGAUAAGGAUGGGAGGCUUCUUUCAUUAAAAUUUACAUGAACAAACAUUAUUUUGUCUUUAUGUUAUGUACAUGUUAUAAAUGUGUUAGUAAAACUCUCCUUUUAGUGUCAACUGCCACCAAAACAACAAAUAAAAUUUUUUUUGUUGA